Cygnus olor (mute swan) is the source of this 5625-nucleotide messenger RNA. It is a transcript of the gene STK36, whose product is annotated as serine/threonine kinase 36. The record is from RefSeq and is a predicted model, not a curated record. Gene Ontology annotation, cellular component: cytoplasm. Gene Ontology annotation, molecular function: protein kinase activity; ATP binding; protein binding. Bases 810 to 4805 code for a protein of 1331 amino acids. Lineage: Eukaryota; Metazoa; Chordata; Aves; Anseriformes; Anatidae. Gene Ontology annotation, biological process: protein phosphorylation. The transcript has 35 exons.
UCUUCUUGGUGCUGCAGCGUCUUGGCAUCUGGCCUGUAUGGCUCCAGCGGGUGCUGCGGGGGCGGCGCUGCCUUCAGGGCGCAGAGGUCGUAGACCAGGGUUUCCCGGCAGACAGGGCACUGCACGCCGACGUCCUGUUUGGGAGAAGGUGCCAGGUGCUGCUCUCUCUCUUCCUGCUGCAUAAGGAUCUCCUCCUCCAUGUGCUGGGCAUAUCGGGCCAGGCAGUGGGAGUGGAAGUAGUGGUAGCACUGGGUCUUUGUGAAGGCUUCCCUCUCCUGGAAUCCAUAGAGGCAAAUCACGCACUGGCCGUGAGGAAUGUUGUUGUCAGUGAGAAUCUCCUUCCCCUUCUCAAUCAGCUCAUACAGCACCUCCGUCCCCAGCCUGGCUUCAGCAACGCUUCUGAGGGUCUGCAAAAUCUUCUGGAUUUGCUCAUCCGACAGCCCCCGCGGGUUCCUGAUGGCGAUGUCCGGAGCCGCGUUGGGAUACUGGGGGGGCACGGCGAGCAGCAGGGUGCAGCGGACGAACUGCGAGUCCUGGUCCUGCGCCGUGGCGGGGUGCAGGGUGAUGCUCACCUCCCAGGGCUCCGACCUGCCGCGGCCCCGCCGCACCCGCAGCUCCUCCAGGUAGAUGGACUCCAGCACCUCCACCUCGGCCGGCAGCGCCCACUCCGCCGCCUCCGCCUCCUCGCCGGCCGCCGCCAUCUUCUGGGCGGCCCGGAACGGGAAGCGCCGGGCGCCGGUUGCUGGGCGACGGCGCCGGGCCUGAUCCUGCUGCCGGUGCCGGUGCCGGUGCCGGUGCAGGCCCCCGCCAUGGAGGGGUACCGCGUCCUGGAGGCGGUCGGGGAAGGCUCCUUCGGGAGGGUGUACAAGGGGCGGCGGCGGCACAGCGCCCAGGUGGUGGCCCUGAAGUUCAUCCCCAAGGUGGGGCGCUCCGAGAAGGAGCUGAAGAACCUGCAGCGGGAAAUCGAGAUCAUGAGAGGCCUUCGCCACCCCAACAUCAUCCAGAUGCUCGACAGCUUCGAGACCGACAAAGAGGUGGUGGUGGUGACUGACUACGCAGAGGGGGAGCUCUUCCAGAUCCUGGAGGACGACGGGAGUUUGCCCGAGGACCAGGUCCAGACCAUAGCUGCCCAGCUGGUCUCUGCUCUCUACUACCUGCACUCCCACCGCAUCCUGCACCGCGACAUGAAACCCCAGAACAUCCUGCUGGGCAAAGACGGCGUCAUCAAGCUCUGUGACUUUGGGUUUGCCCGUGCCAUGAGUAUCCACACCAUGGUGCUGACCUCCAUCAAGGGCACCCCGCUGUACAUGUCCCCUGAGCUGGUGGAGGAGAAGCCGUAUGACCACACGGCGGACCUCUGGUCUGUGGGCUGCAUCCUGUACGAGCUGUUCGUGGGCACCCCUCCCUUCUACACCAGCAGCAUCUUCCAGCUCGUCAGCCUCAUUGUCAAGGACCCUGUCAAAUGGCCCAAGGCCAUAAGCCCAGUCUUCAAGAGCUUCCUGCAGGGGCUGCUGAUGAAGGACCCCCGCCAGCGCCUGUCGUGGCCGGAGCUGCUCUCCCACCCCUUCAUUGCUGGCCGGGUUACUGUGAUUGACGACACAGAAGAGCAUGGGAUCUCAAACCCCUUCACCACCAAGCUGUCUCCAGAGCUGCAGGCCCUGAAGGAGCAGCAAGCUCAUUCCCUGGCCCCCAGGAGCGGCCAGUCCAGGAUCCUGAGGAAGGCCCGGCAGAAGAUGGCUGAGGAGGCACAGAAAAAGGGGCAGCUAAAGGCAAAUACUGCAUGUACGAAGGAUUCUGGCAAAGGACACACUGGGCACAAACCCAGAGCAGCUCCUGGGAAGGCAGCCCUAGGGGAGGGGCACCCACCAGCUGCCUCCAAAGAGAAGAACUCCGGUGUCCUGCAAGGAAAGAGCAGCGUGGCACAGUGGCAGCUGGAGGAGCCUCCUCCCAACCCAUGGGAGCACAGCAUCACUCAAGAUUACGAGCGGGAGUUUCGCGGGGCAGGAGUCCCUCUGCACUCUGGUGCUGGCAGGGCAGAGCCCCACGGCAGGCGCAGCAUUGAGGCCGUGGACCUGGAGAGCGAGGAGCUGGAGAGCGAUGAGGAGUGGCAGCACCUGAUCGAGGCCACAGAGCCCUCGGCCAUGCAGCUGAGCACGCCACUGAGUCUCCUGAGGGACCCAGCCUUCCGGCACCGCGUCCGGGCCCGCCUUGCAGACUCUGCUCAGCAGGUGCUAGAAGGGGUGCUAGAGGGAGCCUCCCACCUCCGCCCUGUGCUCCGUGUUGUGGGCAACCUCCUGGCUACCCGCUGCGACUCUGAGCUGCUGGAGCAGUUCUGCCUGGAGCUGAACGUGCCGCUGUCCCUGUUGCAUCUGACCAAGCAGAUCCUGGAAAGUGGACGCACAAAGCAGCAGCCCUGGUGUAGCACGGUGCUGACAGACCUCGUCAUGGUGACCACAGUUUAUUUCAGCAGUGAGUGCAGCCUGGAGGAGAGUGGGCAGAAGGACAGCCUGCAGGCCUUCCAGGAGAGUGCCAAGCACUUCCUAGCCCUGCUGCCGGAUCUGCUGGCUGAGCCAGCCGACAGCGAGAUGAGACUCUGCCAGCAAAGCCUCCUGUGCUUCACCCUGCUCUGUGAGAGCCUGGAUGCGACGUGCCCCUCUGUCUCUGCUCCUUUCUACGCCAGCCUGCGAGAGGAGCAUCAGCCCCUGCUGGACAGACUUCUCCAGGGAUCCAUCUCAGAGCAGCACGCUUUGCAAGGUGCCGCGAUGGAGGCCAAGUCAGCCCAUGCCCAGAGCCAACGCGUGGCAGACCUUUAUACAGCCGCGUUGGCUGCUGCCUGCAGCAUCCCCCUGGCGAGGAACAGCUGUCGGGAAGCCAAGAAGCAGGUUGCUCAAAGGGUAGCUGAAAAGCUUAUGGAUGGAGAGAACCGACAGCUUGGGAGACUGCUGGGAAGGCUUCAGCACCCAGGCUGCUCCUUGAACGCCCUCAAGAUCCUCUACGCCGCCUGCCAUGCCAGCCCGAGCCUGUGCCAGCACCUGGGGAGGAGCCAGCAAGUGUGGGGUUCCCUCGUGCAGCUCUCAAAGGGCAAGGUCCCCAUGGCAGAGGUCGCCCAGGGGGUGGCCUGUGAGGCUUCCCUGUACCUGCUGGCCCUGCUCACCCUGCAGCCCCAGGCCUCCCCUCCCAGGCUUGAGGAGGUGGCUUCCCUGGCCGUGGAUCUCCUCACCCAGUCUCCUGUCGUCUCCCGCGUGGGUGCUGCAGCAUUCCUCCUGACGCAGCUCAGUCAGCACGGGGUGGACACGGUGCUUAGGGGCGAAGAGGUCCUACCAGCGGUGACAAACGCCCUGACGGCGCCGGCUGAGCUGCAGCUCCCCCCGCCAAUGGGUGCCGGUCUCUACGAUGGGCUCAUUUUCCUCCUGCUGAAGCUGCUCGCCCAGGAGGAUACGGCCGUGGAGCAGGGCUUCGCUGCCUCAGAGCUGUGGAGCGUGGUGUGGCAUGGUGUGGCUGCGGUGCUUCGCGUGGGCAGCGACGGGGCAGCGCUGGAGGGAGAUGCCCCGGGGGCAGAGCACCCCACGGCAGAGCCAGACUGGAACCUCCUGUCCCCUCAAGGCACGCUGCUCUUCCUCAGCCUGGCCCUCGUCGUCUUCACUCGCGAGUCCCACCGGUGCCUGCCUCAGCUUACCCAGUCCCACGGUGUCCUCGUGGUGACGCUGAGGAGGCUGCUGUCCCCUGGCUUCCUGGCAUGCCUGGCACAGACGCAAGCAGGAGAGGAUGGGGACACGGAACUCGUCCCGGCCGUGGUGAUCCAGGCCUGCCAGCUCCUCUGUUUCCCUUUCGCCCUGGAUGUGGACGGAGACACCUUAGCCUUGGUCACGGCAGCAGUGAGAGACUCCCAGCUCCCCGCCCAGCUGCUGCAGGUCUGCUGUCACCAUCUGCCCCUCUCAGACGCUGAGCUCCCCGUCAGCCUCUUGUGCCACCUCGUUGUGUCCGACGAGCGGGUCAUAGCUCAAAUAGUACGGCAGGCUGCUGCCUCGGAGCGCGUCCUUGCCUUCUUGACUGCCGUCCUGUUCUCAGACAGCCUCCCGCUCCUAACUGACCUCCUGUCUCUCUUGACUCACGUGGCCCGCGUCUCCCCGGAGCACCUGCCCUUUCUCCAGAGGAUCCUGGGGGGCUCGGACACGUCCCACCAGCCGCUGCCCCGCUUGCUUGCCCACCGGGAGCACCCCGUACGGGCCAAAACCUGCAACCUGCUGGGCAACCUGCUCCGACACGGCCACGGCUUUCCUCAGGCGCUGCAGAGCCAGCCUGGCUUGCUGGAGGGCCUGCUGGCGUGCCUGGCAGACCGCGACGAGAACGUGCGCAGGGCGGCCAGCUUCGCGGUGGGCAACGCCGCGUACCACCCGUCCUCCCCGGCCCGCACCCUGCGCGGGGCCGUGCCCGGGCUGACGCGGCUGCUGCGCGACCCGCACGCCAAGACGCGCCGCAACGCCGCCUCGGCCCUGGGCAACCUGUGCCGGCGCUCGGCGGAGCUGGGGGACCUGCUGGUGGAGAGCGAGACCCCCCGCGUCCUGCUGGAGGUGGCCUGCCGGGACCCCCAGGCCGGCGUGCGGGAGGGAGCCCUGGUGGCGCUGCGGGCUGCCAGCCGGCACCCGGGGGUACAUCAGGCGCUGCUGUCUCUGGGGGCCGGCGAGAAGCUGGCCGCGCUGGCCAGCAACGACCCGCAGCCCGCGGCUGGUGGCAGCCCCCGUCCUUCUUCUGCCCGGCACUGCCAGAAGCUCGUCCGCCUCCUCGCGCCCUUGCACAGCACCUGAGGACGCGGUGGCACCCCGGAGGGCGCCGGGAGGAGGGCUGCGGCCUGCGGCACCCCGACGGCAGCGGCAGGACGGCGGCAGGAACGCUUCUUCCUCCGGCCCUGACCCUCGGUGAAACCUCGCCUGCCCCGAGGGGGCCCUGCCCAGCUCCCUGGCUGUCCCCAGACCCCUCGCCGGGGCUCAGCGCUCGGGGCUGGCUGGGGACGCGCUGUGCCACGGUGACACGGCUUGCGGUGCCCCGCCGCGCGUCGCCCGCCGUGGGACGGUUGUCCUCGGUGGGACGGUGCCAGCGUGGCGCUGCGUGGCGGCCUCGCACCCGGGGCUCUCCGCACCCCGUGUGACUGGGGGGGGGCUCCUCCCACGCGGGGCUUUUUUUUUUUUUAUUUUAGGGAAAAAAGCGCCUGUAAACACCCCCCCCCCCCCCCCUCCGGCCCUACAAACACCGCUCCCACCGCAGGGCCCUGCCCCUGCUGCCCCCCUCCGGCCCUCCCCGCCGCCAGGGGGCGCUGCGGGGGACGGGGGGGGGGAGAGGCCGCGCGGGGCAUGCCGGGAGUUGUAGUCCGCCGGCCCGCCUCCCGCCGGGGCCUACCGGGAGGCGCAGUCACGUGGCGGCGCGGUACCGCCCCGGGUCGCCAUGGUAACGGCGGGCGGUUGGGCGGCGGCGCGGCCCGGCCCGGGGGGGCCAGCCGAAAUGCUGCCGUAGAUGACCGUCUCGCUCUCGCCCCGCGUGCUAUGGCUGUACAUGGCCUCUGCAGGACCGCAACGCCGUAACCUGGGCCCCAAACAGAAGAGCUUCGGCCCCCCCAGCGGGCACCCCCCC